This is a messenger RNA of Saprolegnia parasitica CBS 223.65, 1099 nucleotides long. RefSeq lists its product as hypothetical. NCBI's taxonomy places the organism in Eukaryota, Oomycota, Saprolegniomycetes, Saprolegniales, Saprolegniaceae. The coding region runs from base 102 to 1031 and encodes 309 amino acids. The transcript has a single exon. The record is from RefSeq and is a predicted model, not a curated record.
GGCUACAAGGAAUCUGCUUGACGCCGAUUGGUCACAAUCCGAUCGUGAGCAACCUCCUCACCUGGUUGGGCGAUUCAGCCAUUAGCACAAGAGACUUCGCCAUGGCGGCCUACGACUACCAAGGCUGGGUCUUCAAGCAGGGCAGCCUCGUCCGGAGCUGGAAGAAGCGCUACAUGGUGCUCAAGAACAAGCAGCUCUCGUACUUUGACACGGAGAACGUGACGGCGUCGACCAAGGCGAAGGGCAGCUUCGCCGUCAUCACGAUCGAGUACGCCAAGGACAUCCAGCACGGGCUGCUCAUCCAUGGCGUCGGUGGCCGCGUCAUGAAGCUCUACACCGAGUCGGCCGAUUCGUGCACGGGCUGGUUUGACGCGGUCACGGCGGUCAUGCUCGGCCAAGUGCUGUCACAGGCCAGCUUGCGCGCGAGUUCGCACUCGGCGUCGGCGCCGCGCUCCAGCAGCCUCCGCGCCAGCACCACCAACCAGCCAUAUGCCGACGACGACAAUGAGCACUGCUCGGGCUGGCUCGCGAAAGAAGGCGGCCGCGUCAAGAACUGGAAGCGCCGCUUCUUCUUCCUCCAAGGCCGGUCGCUAACGUACUAUGACAACGACAAGAUGGCCGGGUCUGCGAAGGGCAACGGCCAAGUCUGCGGCGUGCGCGUGAACCGCGAGAAGUCGCAGUCGCUGGACAUUACGUUUGAGAAAGGUCGUAUCCUCCGUGUGACGGCCGACUGCGCCGACGACUUCGACACAUGGUUCCAAGCGCUCACGGCGGCCGUCGAGGGCCGCGCGUUCAGAAGAGACCGGGGGUCCAUGGCCGACGGUCGGUCGUCGAUCGCAUCGGGCAAGCCGCCGGUCUUUAGCUCGAUGGACUCGUAUGCGUCGUACGAAGAUGGCGGGUUUAGCCCGGGUGGCACGAGCUCGCGGUACCUGUCGCAAGACUCGGUCGACCAUCCGCUUGGUCGCAACAACAACUCGUCAUGGCUCUCGUCCGACUCGGACGACGACAAGAGUGAUGGCGACUGGCUCUAGACACGUGUCUCCAUCUGCGUAGGAUCAUCUCUCAAAACACUAACUAAUUCGAAGCUCAUUAUUUCCCA